This is a messenger RNA of Boleophthalmus pectinirostris (great blue-spotted mudskipper), 2590 nucleotides long. RefSeq names its product cerebellin 1 precursor (gene cbln1). Gene Ontology annotation, cellular component: synaptic cleft; glutamatergic synapse. Gene Ontology annotation, molecular function: protein binding. NCBI's taxonomy places the organism in Eukaryota, Metazoa, Chordata, Actinopteri, Gobiiformes, Gobiidae. Bases 301 to 876 code for a protein of 191 amino acids. The transcript has 3 exons. The record is from RefSeq and is a predicted model, not a curated record.
ACCGCCACCGCGCGCUACUGCCGCUCCUCGUGUCUCCAAGUCACACAGACGCUGGUGAGAAGUGAAAACCUGCCACAGACAGAUCCGGGCGAGCAGCUGAUUUUUGUCAUAAGCGGGAAAAAAGAUAAGACUAAAGCUGUGCUCGGUGCUUUUGUCAGAGUCCGUGCGGGAGAAAGAGUUGACGGUAAGCGACUGCUUCAAGCAAGUUAGCGGCAGAGCGAGGAGCGCGGGAAAGUCUUGCUGCUGUUCAGAGAAAGCGGAGCGCUGUUCACGUGAGCCCGGUGAAGUGUGUCCUCCAGCAUGUUGGUGCUAUGCCUGCUUGGUGCCGUAUGGCUCGCGGCCAGUCCGACCCGUGCGCAGAACGACACGGAGCCCAUAGUCCUGGAGGGGAAAUGCCUCGUGGUGUGCGACUCCAACCCCACCUCCGACCCCACGGGCACGGCGCUGGGCAUCUCCGUGCGCUCGGGCAGUGCCAAAGUGGCCUUCUCUGCGGUGCGCAACACCAACCACGAACCCUCCGAGAUGAGCAACCGCACUAGGGUCAUCUAUUUUGACCGGGUCCUCGUCAACGUCGGCAAAAACUUUGACGAAGAGAGAAGUAAUUUCAUCGCACCACGCAAAGGGAUUUACAGUUUUAACUUCCACGUCGUCAAGGUCUACAACCGCCAAACCAUAGAGGUGAGUCUGAUGCACAAUGGCUGGCCAGUCAUCUCAGGUUUCGCCGGAGACCAGGAUGUGACACGUGAAGCGGCCAGUAACGGCGUUCUGAUCCAGAUGGAGAAGGGCGACCGAGCCUACCUCAAACUGGAGCGAGGCCACCUGAUGGGCGGAUGGAAGUACUCCACCUUCUCGGGUUUUCUGGUGUUCCCCAUGUAGAGGGCGUGUGCGAGGCAGAGGAGCUGAGGGGAGGUGGACAGAAGAAACGGCUGGGGACAGGACAAAUACUGAAGAAGAGUAGACUCUGGGAAGAAAAGGAACGUUAUAGACUUUUUGGAGCGCUGCUGAAGAGGGGGAGGCCGGAGGAGAGAUAUUUAAGUGCAAAAAUAGAUCCAAGAGCAUGACUCAGAGAGAUUAGGAAGGCCAUGCUUUGGCAGCCAGCUUCUUCACCUCUCUUCCUCUACGAUUCAUCCUCUCAUCCAUUUGCUCCACUCACUGUUUCUGUGUGCCUACUGCAGCUUUGGACAGAAUAAACCUUUUUUUAUUCUCCACUGAAAAGGGCAAUUAAUCAUUUCUAGGAGUGAUCAAAAGCCUGAGUGUUCCCAUCGCCACACCUCUGUAAUCUACCCUUACAUUCAAGUGUACAGUGGGCUUUUCAAAUGUUUGAUUGACUUGCACUGAUUUUUGAACCAGUUUGUUCUCUGAAGCCAAAACACGUUUUAUGAGGGAGCCCUCCUCACUGAUAUAAAAACAUGUGCACUUUCCCCUGAUGUGCUGUUUAUAGCCUGUUAUCAAAGGUUUCACAAUUUCAGAAGUCUUAUUAUGUAGAAACUCUGGACUACCAGGGUGCAGCCAGUUCAUCUCUAGACAUGAGCAGGACAUCUAUUUUUAUGUCCUCCCUUGUAUUUUACCAAAUCAUAACAACGAUAACCUGAGUCCUCUGUUUAUUCUAUACAGAGGAUGUUAGUCUGAAGCCCCUGCUCUCGGUUGCUCCUGCAGGGCAGAUAGAGUCCCCGCUCCUCUCUAAGGGCACAUGUGUCUUGCUGCUAAGUUUUGUCAUUAGGCUGUUACACUCUCGAUUGUUUGUUUGACAAUGUGAACUUUCAUAAAAAGACAUCCUGAUAUAACCACUACUGGUUUGUACUGGCCUAUCCCCACCUCCCCCAUAGUGUUCGGGAGCAUGGGCCUUCUUGCUCUGCACUAUAGGUCUAGUUUGCUGGUACAGCUGCUGUACAUGCUUAUGAAGAGAAUUCUUCCAAAAGUCAGAAAUGACAUGGAAAUAUUUUGCUGCAGUCCUCAGUGACUUUUUUGCUAUACUCUCUCAGUCUUAUCUGUAAUCUUAGCAUGUGUGCAGACUUCACGUUGUCCACCGUUGUGCCAUAAAUUCAUAAUAUUUUUGUUCAGUCAUUUUCUCAUGCCUUUCUGCUUUCCUGUGGUUUUCCUCUCUUGGACUAUGUCAGUUCAAACCAACUUUCCCUCACUGUAGCCCUGACCUCCAUGUGCGCCUGUGCCUCCUCUGACUCCUCGUGUGUCUCCUAUCCUGCUGCUGCUUGGAUCCUUCCUUGCUUAUUCCUCAAAGUGGGACUUUGGACAUUGAACCACUACAAACUCUAAUAUAUAUAAAUAGUUAAAUACGCACAGUAUAUACAAAUGGAUCUAUGAAUAUAUUGAAAUGAAAGCCACAAUUUCUAUUCUCCCAAUAUUAUGACAAUGUUGGCAAUGGUAACAUACUGAGAACUGAAUCUGGUUAAUGACUAUAUCUGUAUUUCUGUAUUUCCGUGUUAUAUAAAUACUAUUCCCAGAGAAACUUACUAGUGAUUGUGUGUGGAAUCUGGAGCUGCUGUCCUGCUCUUCUGAUUAAAAUAUGAAUCUUGUUUUUUAUUAUUAUUAUUAUUUUGGGUCAAGCCAAGUUGUGACUAAAACAUCAUCUGAA